AUGCCACUGCGGGCCCUAGCCGAUCUAGGAAUUCCUUACUACGAUCCGGCUAAGUCAGACCAAGGUUACUAUUCUGGGGUACAAUGCCGACUCGCAAAGAGCCAUCGGCAAGAUUCGUCUCUUGUGUGUGCGGAUCUGAAGACUGAGAACGGUCGAGGCAGAAAAGUACCCCUCGAGCCGCAUCUAAGUGAAGAAGAAAGGGAAGCUUGGCUAGCCGGCCAGUACGUCGAUCUCAGAAAACAUAGGCUUGGGCUACCUGCCAACUCCGCUCCCUGCGCCGAAAACUUUGUCUUACGCCGAAAGUUCUGGAGAUCUUUCUUUCAGAUCUCUUCCAAUUGUCUAUAA
Molecule: messenger RNA, 345 nt
Organism: Vicia faba (fava bean)
Lineage: Eukaryota; Viridiplantae; Streptophyta; Magnoliopsida; Fabales; Fabaceae
Source: the annotation of a GenBank genome assembly